Suillus subalutaceus is the source of this 639-nucleotide messenger RNA. RefSeq lists its product as uncharacterized. NCBI's taxonomy places the organism in Eukaryota, Fungi, Basidiomycota, Agaricomycetes, Boletales, Suillaceae. The transcript has a single exon. The record is from RefSeq and is a predicted model, not a curated record. Bases 1 to 639 code for a protein of 212 amino acids.
AUGAAUCUUGCAAGCAGACUGUCAAAAGUGAUACAGUGCCUACAAGAUAAUGGCCUGUCCACGUCAACCUUCAUGAGUGGCAUUCUCGAAAGCAGCCAUGUCGAACACCAGGACGCAAAACUCUCGCUGAGAUCUAAUGCGAGUCAGAUGUGCACGCUGCUGAACGCUAAUGAAGACUCACAUUCAUCCGUCCUCUCCUGGGCAAUUGCCCUUGUACACACAGAAUUGUGUCGAGAAGUUGCCGAACUCAGUCUCCAACAGCACGGCCUUCAUUUUCGAGCAACGUCGGUGACUGUGGAACAACUCGAGACGCUACUCAUCGAUCAACUUGCAAUGAAAAUGAAAACUGUUGCCCCACACCUUUGGAAUUUAAUGAUGGCCCUUCUUGACAGCAGGGACAGCUGCUGGCGCAAAAUGCCAAGUCCCUCAGCUGUGGGGUCACAUAUGGCAGACGCUGUUGAACAACGAGAGAUGGAUUUGGGCGAAUUCAGUGGAGAUAGUAUUGGGUCGAUGGGGCCAGGCAAUGAUGACAGCGAUGAUGAAAGUGAAGAAGCCUUUGAGAGGCGCCCAAAAAAGCGCCAGCGUCGUGCUGCUGAAAGGAAUGAGGCGCUACUCGUUAUUGUAAGUCCCAAAGUGUAG